Molecule: messenger RNA, 2527 nt
Organism: Mobula hypostoma (lesser devil ray)
Lineage: Eukaryota; Metazoa; Chordata; Chondrichthyes; Myliobatiformes; Myliobatidae
Gene: noa1
Product: nitric oxide associated 1
Exons: 8
Coding region: 77-2338 (753 amino acids)
Molecular function (GO): GTP binding
Source: RefSeq, a predicted model, not a curated record
CUGCCCGUUGCCCACGGACAGGGAAUUACGCACACGUCCCCUAGGCGGCGAUCGCUACGCGAGUGCCGGUGCGGGAAUGGCGCGCUCGCUGGGCCGUUGGGCUUUGCGCUGGGCCGCGCAGGCCCGAGCGCUGUCAGGCUCGCGGCGGGUGGCGGACAUCAAGUCCGGUUACACGGCGGUGGAGCUGGGGAAGCCGGAGGAGAUGAUGUUUGCGGAGUACGCGGCCGAAACGGAAGAGGAGGUUGAGGUUUUGAGCCAAGCGCGGGCGCUCGUUGCUCAGGCGGUACCGGCGGAAAGCCCUGAGGUCGCCCCCUCACUCGGGGCGCUGCGCCGCCAACUGCUCGCCUUAGAGGCGCUGAAGCCGGCCAGGGGCGCAGAGGCUCGGAAGCCUGCGCGGAGCGCCGAGCCAGUGGUGACCGAUCCGAGCUUCCCGCUGCCCGAACUCUCGUCCAAGAAGAAGCGGCGGCAACGGAACCAAGCAGGAGCGGAGGCGGCCGCGGCCCCGACCCCGCGUGGGGAACACCGGUUAUACGGCACCGCUGACCCUCUGCAGCACCCCAGCGACUGCCCGUGCUCAGGCUGCGGCGCCGUGCUGCACUGCACCGACCCCUCGCUGGCCGGCUAUUUACCGAGCGAGAAGUACAAGCAGCUGGUGGCGGCCGAUGCGGCCGCGCUGCGACGCGCCGUGUGCCAGCGCUGCUUCCUCCUCGUCCACCACCAGAAAGCCCUGGAGGUGCAGGUGCCGCUCGACGAGUACCGGCGCAUGAUGCGGAGGGUGGGCCGGCACAAAGCCCUGGUGCUCUACAUGCUGGACCUACUUGACCUGAGCAGUGGCUGCAGGCUGAUCGCCGACCUGUUGCCUUUGUUGAGCGAUCACAGCAGUGUGCUGGUGUUGGCCAAUAAGACCGACCUGAUUCCGGCCGACAACUCCCACUACUUGCAGAGACUCCGGCGCCAGGUGCUCCAGCGGUGCAGCCAAGCUGGUUUGUGGACCGAGCCUCAAAGCAAAGGAGACGUGCACCUCAUCAGCGCCAAGACCGGCUAUGGCAUCGAGAGUUUAAUUUCCCGUUUGCAGAGCACCUGGAAAUUCCAGGGCGACGUCUACCUAGUCGGCGGCACCAACGUGGGCAAAUCCACCCUCUUCAACACCCUUCUCCAUUCGGAUUACUGCAAGUCCAAAGCCUCCGAUGUCAUCCAAAGAGCAACAGUGUCCCGCUGGCCUGGAACUACAUUGAACCUUCUCAAAUUUCCAAUUAUAAACCCCACACCACGUAGAAUGUUUCAACGGUUACAGAGACUGAAAGCUGCUAAGUCACAGACUGAAGAUGACCUUGAUGAAGAGGAGUUGAAAAAUCUUCAGCAACUGAAGAAACAUGGCUACUUGAUUGGCAGAGUUGGUAGAACAUUUCGUAAUACUCAAGUGGGUGAGCAGCAUAACAAAGGAAUAAUCGAAUGGAAUCCAGACGAACUUGCCCUGAGUCCAGAACCAGAACAGGUUAUUCAAGAAAAUGCCUCAAACUCACAAGACCUGAUCGAAUUCACAUACAAUGAACUAAAAGAUGCUCGUUGGUUUUAUGAUACGCCUGGCAUCAUAAAACAGGACUGUAUUUUAAAUCUACUUACAAGUCAAGAGUUGAAGGUUGUGAUGCCAUCCUCGGGUAUCAUCCCUCGAACGUUUGUACUGAAGCCAGGAAUGGUACUCCUUCUGGGUGCUCUCGGUCGUAUUGACUUUCUGAAGGGUGAAGAGUCAGCCUGGUUUUCAGUUGUUGCUUCCAACAAGAUUCCAGUCCAUAUUACAAGCCUUGAAAAAGCAGAUGCAAUCUAUAAAAGACAUGCUGGAAGUGUACUACUUGGAGUAGGUCAAAACUGCAUCGUGUGGCUUCUGUACCUCCUUCCUGAUGGUAACAAUGAGAAGAGGGCGUGUCCUGGAUGGAGGGGGUCCUUAAUAAUAGAUGCAGCCUUCCUAGGGCACCACUCCUUGAAGAUGUCUUGGAUACUACAGAGGCUAGUACUCAUGAUGGAGGUUCCUAUUGGUGGUGAGGAGAGAAUGAAAAACUUCCCCCCUCUGGUGUCCCAGGAUAUUGAAUUGGAUGGAAUUGGAACCCUUGAGGCUAUUGCUGACAUUAAAUUUUCUUCAGCAGGCUGGGUUGCAGUGACUGCACAUCCAAAGGAUAAGAUUCACCUUCGAGCAUAUAUUCCUGCUGGAAUUGGCUUAAUGGUUGAGAAGCCACCUGUCCUACCAUUUAUUGUUGGGAUUAAAGGAGAACGAAUAAGAAACACCCCAGCUUAUAAACUUAAAAAGCCAUUGCCAUUUGUUCAAAACCUUGCAGCCCACUAGAGGAAUGUGACUGUGGCAUACUUAUAAAAAUGACUUGUAGAACUGUUUGUUGAAACUCAAUGUGCAAGUUACAUUUUUUUUGUAAUUUUGAAAGGAAGCUGGUUAUGUUAUCAGCAAUAUCUGUACUGAUAAUGUUGGAGUGUUGUACUUUUGACAGAAUUGAGAAUAAAUGAAUGCACAACAAUCACA